Messenger RNA from Arabis nemorensis, 1818 nucleotides. NCBI's taxonomy places the organism in Eukaryota, Viridiplantae, Streptophyta, Magnoliopsida, Brassicales, Brassicaceae. The record is from the annotation of a GenBank genome assembly.
AUGUCAAGUUUACUUAAUUCUUCUAUAAACGGAUCUACCUCGAAUUUGUCCGACGGUUCAGGGAGAACGUUUACUUCUUCUUUCUCUGGUCAGUCUGGAGCAGCGUCUCCAGUUUUCCAUCAUGCUGGAUCUAUUCAGGGACUUCAUAAUCUUCAUGGAAACUAUAAUGUUCCAAACUUGGCGGGUAGUCUUGGAUCGAGAAAUUCAGGUUUAAAUGGUGUUCCUUCUGCUGGUGUCCAACAACAAAACGGAAGUAUUUCGAGUGGAAGAUAUACAUCCAGCAAUCUUCCGGCUGGGCUCUCUCAGAUAUCUCAUGGACACUCAGGACUCACUAAUAGAGGAGGAUUGGGAGUUUCGCCAAUUUUGGGAAAUGCAGGUUCUCGAAUAACGAGUUCUAUGGGGAAUAUGGUUGGUGGAGGCACAAUGGGCAGGACUUUGAGCUCUGGCGGAGGAUUAUCUAUUCCGAGUCUUGGUUCUCGGCUAAAUAUGGCAGUAAACAGCGGAUCUGGAAAUAUUGGACAAAAUCGAAUGAUGGGUGGGGUUCUUCCACAAGGAUCGCCGCAAGUUCUUUCUAUGCUCGGAAAUUCUUACCCUGCAGCUGGGGGACUUUCCCAAAAUCAUGUUCAAGCAAUGAACAGUCUCAGCUCUAUGGGAUUGCUUAAUGAUAUGAACUCUAACGAUGCUUCUCCAUUUGAUAUAAACAAUGAUUUUCCUCAGCUCACAAGUCGCCCCAGUUCUGCCGGCGGUCAAGGACAAUUGGGGUCUCGAUUGAAACAAGGCCUUGGACUCAGUCCCAUAGUUCAGCAAAACCAAGAGUUCAGCAUCCAAAAUGAAGAUUUUCCUGCAUUGCCAGGAUAUAAAGGUAGUAAUGCUGAUUAUCCAAUGGAUUUGCAUCAUAAAGAACAACUCCAUGAAAAUUCACUUUUAAUGAUGCAGUCUCAACAAUUAUCUAUGGGAAGAUCUGGUGGGUUUAACUUAGGUGGAGCAUAUGCGUCACACCGACCUCAACAGCAACAACAGCAACAUGCUCAAGCUGUGAGUAGUAGUGGUGUCUCAUUACAUGGGUCUGACAUCUUCUCAUCUUCUCAUCCGUCUUACCACUCGCAGACUGGUGGACCUCUGGGUAUUGGAUUAAGAUCUAUGAAUACUGCAAAUUCUGUCACUGGAAUGGGUUAUGACCAGCUCUUAUAUCAGCAACAUCAGAACACGUCCCAGUAUCGCUUGCAGCAGAUGUCAGCUGUUAGCCAACCUUUCAGAGAUGUGGGAAUAAAAUCAAUGCAGGCGACACAGUCAAAUCCUGAUCGGUUUGGCUUGCUCGGUUUGCUUAGUGUGAUAAAGAUGACUGACCCUGACUUGACUUCUUUGGCACUUGGGAUUGAUCUGACGACACUGGGUUUAAAUUUAAACUCAACAGAAAAUCUUCAUAAGACUUUCGCCUCACCUUGGUCCAAUGAACCCUCUAAAGGUGAUCCAGAUUUCAGUGUACCGCAGUGUUACUACGCCAAAAGCCCUCCACCUCUACAUCAAGGACUCUUUUCAAAAUUUUUGGUAGAAACAUUGUUUUACGUAUUCUAUAGCAUGCCGAAAGAUGAGGCGCAAUUAUACGCGGCAAAUGAACUUUACAAUAGGGGUUGGUUCUACCACAAAGAUCACAGGUUGUGGUUCAUUAGAAUUGGGGAACCUCUCGUGAAAACAAAUGCGUAUGAAAGAGGAUCAUGUCACUGUUUUGAUCCAAACUCAUUUGAGAUCGUUCAAAAGGAAAAUUUUGUUCUCUAUUACGAGAUGCUGGAAAAGAGACCGUCCCUAUCUCAACACUGA